AUGAAUAUGAAUAAUAUAACAAUAUCGGCGGUACGCCCUAGAACAAGUAUUAUUGAUAAAUCAUUAAGUAAAGGAAAAGGUGAGGUUAGUUUAAGUUGUUAUGCUUUACUAUUUUCUGAAUUAGUUCAAUAUUGUCAAAAUCGUGUUUACACCGUACCUGAAUUACAAAACAAAUUAGCAGAAGUUGGAGCAGAUGUUGGUCACCGAGUUACAGAUUUAUUGAUAAUGCGAGAUAAAAAUGGGAAGCGUGAAAUAAAAUUACUCAACAUAUUGCUUUUCGUUAAAAGUACGCUGUGGAAGUCGCUGUUUGGACGUGAAGCUGAUAAGUUGGAGCAUGCUAAUGACGAUGAAAGGACUUACUACAUCAUCGAGAAGGAAUCGUUGGUUAACAAAUAUGUAUCGGUGCCUAAAGAUAAAGGUAGCUUGAACUGCGCGUCAUUUGUUGCUGGUAUUGUUGAAGCUGUAUUAUGUGAUUCUGGUUUUCCGGCAAAAGUAACAGCGCACUGGCACAAAGGAACAACGUACAUGGUAAAAUUCGAUGAUUCUGUAAUAGCCCGAGAUAAACAACUCGAUGAGAAAUAA
Molecule: messenger RNA, 582 nt
Organism: Cotesia congregata
Lineage: Eukaryota; Metazoa; Arthropoda; Insecta; Hymenoptera; Braconidae
Source: the annotation of a GenBank genome assembly